Messenger RNA from Pangasianodon hypophthalmus (striped catfish), 2911 nucleotides. It is a transcript of the gene mta1, whose product is annotated as metastasis associated 1. Gene Ontology annotation, molecular function: chromatin binding; transcription corepressor activity; sequence-specific DNA binding. Gene Ontology annotation, biological process: negative regulation of transcription by RNA polymerase II; double-strand break repair; response to ionizing radiation. The coding region runs from base 253 to 2103 and encodes 616 amino acids. Gene Ontology annotation, cellular component: nucleoplasm; NuRD complex. The record is from RefSeq and is a predicted model, not a curated record. NCBI's taxonomy places the organism in Eukaryota, Metazoa, Chordata, Actinopteri, Siluriformes, Pangasiidae. The transcript is spliced from 18 exons.
UGUCUCGAGAUUCACUUCCGGUUUCUCAGGCGUGUCCCAAUUGCACGCGCUGUUCCUCAGACGCCCUUAAUUAACCCGUUCGCUGGAGAAGAGCUUAAAAAAAAAAAUAAGUGUACUGUCUCUUUAAGAUCGCUGACUGCUCCACUUCGUAUUGAUCCAGCCACCAUUUUCCAGCGCGCUGAGCGGCGGCAGUGGCAGCGACGGCGGCAACACACAGCCCUUACCUGGAGACACCAGGAGCAGGGGGCAGUCAUGGCAGCCAAUAUGUACCGGGUUGGAGAUUAUGUUUACUUUGAAAACUCCUCCAGUAACCCACUGCUCAUCAGGAGAAUAGAGGAGCUCAACAAGACGGCGAAUGGGAACGUGGAGGCCAAAGUGGUGUGUUUCUACAGACGCAGAGACAUCUCCGCCACACUUGUCGCCCUAGCAGACAAACAUGCACGAGAGCUGGAGGAGGAGAUGGAGAACCCUGAGAUGGUGGACCUGCCAGAGAAACAAAAACACCAGCUGAGACACAGAGAGCUCUUCCUCUCCAGACAAUUGGAGUCUCUGCCUGCUACACACAUCAGAGGAAAGUGCUGUGUGACUCUUCUCAAUGAGACAGAAGCCCUCAAGUCCUACCUAGACCGAGAGGACGCAUUUUUCUACUCUCUGGUGUACGACCCUCAGCAGAAAACACUCUUGGCUGAUAAAGGCGAGAUCAGAGUGGGGAAUAAGUACCAGGCAGAAAUCACCGACCUCCUCAACGAGGGAGAGGAGGAUGGCAGGGAGCUGGCCAAACUAGAGGAGAAAGUGUGGGAUCCCAACAGUCCUCUUACAGAGAAACAGAUCGACCAGUUUCUUGUAGUGGCUCGGUCUGUGGGUACGUUUGCGCGGGCUUUGGACUGCAGCAGUUCAGUUCGGCAGCCCAGUCUACACAUGAGUGCUGCAGCUGCCUCCAGAGACAUCACACUGUUCCAUGCCAUGGACACGCUGCACAACAACGGCUAUGACAUGACACGAGCAAUUGCUGCUUUGGUGCCUCAGGGUGGCCCUGUACUCUGUCGAGACGAGAUGGAAGAGUGGAGCGCCUCGGAGGCCAACUUGUUUGAGGAGGCACUGGAGAAAUAUGGCAAAGACUUUACCGAUAUCCAGCAGGAUUUUCUUCCUUGGAAAUCUCUGACUAGCAUAAUUGAGUAUUACUACAUGUGGAAAACCACAGACAGAUACGUUCAGCAGAAAAGGUUAAAAGCAGCGGAAGCAGAGAGCAAGCUGAAGCAGGUCUAUAUUCCUAACUACAACAAGCCCAAUCCAAACCAGUUGAGUGUGAACAGCGUGAAGCCAGGGUUGGUGAACGGGGCUGGGGCAAUACCUGGGGCAGUGAGUCAGCCAGCAGGACUGGGCCGCGCAUGCGAGAGCUGCUACACCACCAGUUCCUAUCAGUGGUACUCAUGGGGGCCUACCAACAUGCAGUGCAGACUGUGUGCGUCCUGCUGGACCUACUGGAAGAAGUACGGUGGCCUGAAGAUGCCCACGAGACUGGAUGGAGAACGGCCUGGACCUAACCGCAACAACAUGAGUCCUCAUGGUGCACCAGUGAGACACGGUGGGAGUCCAAAGUUUGCAGUGAAGACCAGACAAGCGUUCUACCUGCAGACCACUCAGCUGACAAGGACAGCAAGGCGUAUCUGCCAAGAUCUGCUCAAGUCCCGCUUUCUGGCUCGUCACCCCUACACACCCGUCAACACAGCAGCCAUCAAAGCAGAGUGUGCAGUGCGGUUGCCAGAUAUGUCCAAAAAGCCCAUAUCUUUGAGGCAUGCUGUCCGGAAGCCUCUGGAGUCUGUGGUUAGAUAUCUGGAGGCCCACCCAUGCCCACCUAAAGCAGAGCCCCCACGAGGAGCCUCCAUAUCCACAGGUAGCUUGACUCCCAUCAAGUCCUCCCCCAUCCUGAACAACGGCUCACCCACCAUCCUCGGCAAACGCACCUAUGAGCAGCACAAUGGCCUAGACGGGUCCAAGUCUAAAGUGCUGGGUCCUCAGUGGGACAUCAUGUCCAAGCGAAUGUCUGAGCAGGGACGUCCCCCCUCUGCCAUGCAGGACAAUGAAGUACAUGAACUUGACUGACCCCUUCUGUGACCUCUGCCCUUUAGUACGGACAACAGGUAAACGGAGAGGUGUUUUUCCAAUUCUCAGUGGUGGAAAAAUCUCGGGGAGGAUCUGUGGUCAACAUUGCGCUAUAUUAGAGCCAGUGUUUUUGUUCAGGUUUAUGGGCUAGAACAGGCACUGACCUGACUGUAUAGGACUGCAUUCAAUAUUUACCAUAUAUUGCUAAUUCUGUUUAUUAUUAUUAUUAUUAUUAUUAUUAUUAGUUCAAGUCUUGUUAUUCUUUUUUUUAACCAAAUGUAAUCGUUUGUUUUUAGUUAAAUGAUGAAACUUGUUUCUUGAAACAGCUUGCUCACAAGUCUGAGGGGGGGAAACAUGGACUGUCUUAUUGGCCUGUUGCAUUAUUUUCUUUGUCAGCUACUCAGAAAGAGAGACAGGCAUUUCUUUCAGACUGCCCUUUUCAUUCUGCUUGUCUUUGUUUCAAUGCUCGUAUUAUUCGGUUUCUUCAGUUCACCCUGCCCUGACGCCACAGGCAAUUAACUUAUUGAUUAAGAUGACUGAAUGUGUUCUUUUUCUACCUUUUUCACAAGUAUUGCAUCUAUGCUUCUAUGGUGUAAUUAAAAAAGUUGUUUCUCUUUUGUGAAUAUGUAAAUGAGAACCGUAUGGAGGCAUUAUUGUACAGUGGUGCAUUUUGCGCCUCCCGUGUUUAUCAAGGCUUGUUAUAAGGAAUUUGCCAUGUACAGCAUAUUCUUUUUGUAAGGAAACUCUCUUGGAAGUCUAAAACGAUACUGCUCCAUGAAUACAGUGCAACUUCUUAAGAAUGAUACCA